Molecule: messenger RNA, 8248 nt
Organism: Sinocyclocheilus anshuiensis
Lineage: Eukaryota; Metazoa; Chordata; Actinopteri; Cypriniformes; Cyprinidae
Gene: tg
Product: thyroglobulin
Exons: 48
Coding region: 1-8202 (2733 amino acids)
Biological process (GO): thyroid hormone generation
Source: RefSeq, a predicted model, not a curated record
AUGCAGAACAUGGAAGAGAUGAAGCUCCUUUGUGUAACCUUUACACUGCUUAGCAUCUCUCUGACGUAUGGAAAGAUUUCAGAGUACCAGCUGGAGACCGAGAGUCUGAGUCAAUGUGAACAGCUCAGGGCUGUCAGUUCAAUGCAGGGACAUGAGCACAUAGCCCAGUGCUCUGAGGACGGCCGAUUUAGGCAUGUUCAGUGUAAUCGUGGAGGCGGGGAGUGUUGGUGUGUGAAUGUAGAAGGACUUGAGAUACCUGGGAGUCGACAAAAUGGAUCCACGGUUCAUUGUUUAACCUCGUGCCAGCUCCAGAGACAGCAGGCCCUGCGAACUGAAGGCAUCACACUGGUGCCAGCAUGUUUGGACUCAGGUGAGUUCGAGCCGGUGCAGUGUGAUGCGUCCCGUGGCCAGUGCUGGUGCGUGGACCAAGAAGGCAUGGAGAUCUAUGGAACCAGGCAGAAUGGAAAGCCCUCAAAGUGUCCUGGUACUUGUGAGGUAAGACAGUGGCGACUCCUUCAUGGUUUCGGAGAACCCUCUCCCCCUCAGUGCUCAAAUGACGGGGGCUUCUUACCUGUGCAGUGCAAGUUUGUCAACACCACUGACAGGAUGAUAUUUGAUCUGUUACACACCUUUAACAGAGACCCAGAAGUGUUCCAGACAUUCAGUGCUUUCAGAAAGGCCUACCCAGAGCUCUCUAGUUAUUGUUUCUGUGCAGACAGUCGUGGAAGAGAGAUGCCAAGCACAGGUGUGGAGUUGCUGUUGGAUGAGGUGUAUGACACAGCGUUUUCAGACCAGACUGCAGGAAGUACAUUUGCACAGUCAAACAUGUAUCGAAUCCUACAGCGUCGCUACCUUGCCGUCCAGCUGGCCAUGAGCGGGAGAUUUAGAUGUCCCACCCCAUGUGAGAGCGAACGGGCCGCAGCUACUCAGGCUGGCAGUUCCUUUGUACCCUCCUGUAUUGAUAACGGAGCAUAUGUGUCAACCCAGUGUCAGUCCAGUGGCCAGUGUUGGUGUGUGGAUACUGAUGGCAAAGAGAUCUUUGGCACACGCCAGUAUGGAGUACCAAAUUGUAGCACUGGAGUGAAGGACUGCCUGUCUGAGAGGAGACACGCCCUCUCCAGGCUUUUUUAUGGCCCAGCUGGAGACUUCAGCAAGAGCAACGUGUUCACCAUUUCCAAAGACACCCUCUCUUUUCUUGGUACUUGCAGUCCUGAAUUCCAGGAGCUUUUGGCCAACUCUGGUCUUCUUCAGUUGUUGCCAGAGUUGGAGCGUCCAAAUGUCGGAGACAUCCUGGCAGAGGUCCUCCAAGGGAUGUUUCCCUCUGGGGCUCUUGCCCUGAAAGCUCUUGCUCUUGCCCCGAAUCCCAAGAGACUCCAGGAGAAUCUCUUUGGAGGAAAAUUCCUAAAGAGCGCUGGCAAUUUCAACUUCACCGGCACUGUUGGAAACCGUGGUACAUUGAGUUUCAGUCAAGUUUUCAGUCAAGUUGGUCUGAUGCAAGCUGUGACCGACUUGAUGCAGUUGGCCAAGACAGUUACAGAUGACUCUGCCAGUCUUAAUCUAGACCAAGAGAUUUCUGAUGCAUUUGGUCGUUCGGUGAACCUGAAAAACAACCGAGAUAUGAUUAAACUUGUUUCAAUGGCUCUUGAGAAUGAGCAAUUUCUCACUGUACUUCGAGAAGCAAUCAAACAGUUGAAGGCAGAAGAAAGCAGCCAGUUGGGUCAACUGUUUCGUGCCAUUUUCCAGAAAUCAGAUGUUUGCAAGUCUGUGACUUCAACCUCGACUCUGUAUGUGCCCCAGUGCACUGAGGAUGGACGAUACCAGGAAGUUCAAUGUCAGGGCUCAGAGUGUUGGUGUGUGGACUCUCGCGGUCUGGAAAUAACAGGUUCUCGCACCACUGGGUCCAGACCGAGAUGCUCAUCCCAGUGUGAGAAAGAACGCCAGAUGGCGAUUGCAGUCAAAGCCAGCAGUUCUGCAGGAUCUGAGGUCUUCAUUCCUAAAUGUGAGACUGAUGGUGCUUACGUUGCACGUCAGUGUCUUGGCAAAAGUUGUUUCUGCGUGGACCGUUCUGGAACAAAACUCAGCAUUCAGAGUUCAGGAAGCUCUCUUCAAUGUCCAACAAGCUGCCAGGCAACAGCGACCCAACAAUUCCUGUUCACAGUCCGCUCUGUUUUCUCUGAUCCAUCUUCUAUAACCCAGCUUUCUGAAGUGUACAUCCCUCGUUGUGCCUAUGAUGGCAGCUGGCAUCAGAUCCAGUGUGAUGGACCUCCAGAACAAGUAAUUGAGUUCUACCAUGAGUGGGUUCGGAUCAUAAAUUCCGGACAAGACUUGCCCUUUUCAGAAGUUCUCGGAAUUCUGCAAGCCUUUGCAAGAAACACAGAAGCAAUGUCUUCAUUCAGAGUCUUUGUAUCUGAAUUGUUCAAAGCUGGGCAAUAUCGAGUGUUCCCUGUCUUGGCAAGAUUUGGGAAGUUCUCUGAUAUUCCAUCUGACAUUUUAGAUGGGAAUGUUGAGGCCAUCUAUGGACCAUCAGUUUUCCUGAAUCCGUUAUCGUUAUGGAGACUGAUCAGAGGAGAGGAUUCCGGUUAUCCAGGCCCGCUAUCAGAUUUCAGUGUUCCUCUUGGGAGCUUUCACCUGCGUCAGUGCUGGUGCAUUAACCCUCAAGGAGACAUGCUAGCAGAUAGCAAGGCUCCUGUUGGACAAAUCCCCAAAUGUCCAGGUCCAUGCUCUAUGGUUCAAAACCAGGUCUCUGAGUUCCUGAAGCAGGCUGAAGAGCUAAUCUCUGCUUCAAACAACUCACAUGUGCCUGUGGGUUAUGGUUUUCUCCUGGCUGAGAGUGUCUAUCUGAGCCCUGAGGAGCUGGAGCAGAUGCGCACCUCAAAGAUCCCCGUCACUCAGACUCUGCUGAACAACACCAACUCUGCCCUGAGACUCGCAGCUCAUUCCACCCUACAUUUCUACUGGCAGAGCAGACUGAUGGCCAAUGACAAAGACAGACAGAGUUUAAUGCUGGGAUACCAGCCCUACAUCCCACAGUGUGACGCUUAUGGCCAGUGGCUGCCCAAUCAGUGCUACCAAAGCACAGGUCACUGUUGGUGUGUUGAUGAGGAGGGAAGAUACAUCACAGGCUCUCUGAUGUCUCGUUCUGCACCCUCUCGGCAGUGCCAAACUACGUGCCAAAGGCUUCAAAGCAACUUCCUGCUCUCUGAUUGGACACAAACAAGCUCUAAUAUCACUUAUACAUACAGCCCAUCAUGUGAGGAGGACGGUGAGUUUUCGAUACUCCAGAAGCCCGGUUCAGUCCAUUCACAGGGGUUGUGCGUAAGUCCUAUAACCGGACAAGUCAUCCAACCUGCCAUCACCAGUCCUUCUGGAGAAUUGCAAUGUCCAGGUUGGUGUUCUCUACAGAAAACUCUGACAUUGCAGAGAGAGAUCGGUGUGGGCUAUGAGCCUCAGUGUGUGCAGGACGGGCAGCGAUUCUCACCCCUGCAGUGUGACCUGUCCUACUGUUGGUGUGUUUCUCAAAGCGGAAAGGAACUGCCAGCGACACGCACCAACCGCAGCACAGGACAAACCCCAGCCUGCGACAUUCCUGAGUGCCCCCUUCCAUUUGGAGAUAUUUACCAUGGUGCUGUUCAGUGUAGCACUGCGAUUGUUGCGGGUCAGCAGACGCAGCGCUGUGAGCUGUUCUGUGACCAAGGUUAUGUCAACACCCUUCCUGUCACCAGCUUCCUGUGUGAUCCCCAGGCGAAAAACUGGCUUGAUGAUGCUCCACUGUCCUAUGCCUGCCAAAAGCCUCAGGUUGUGCAGACAGUGCAGGUGUCCUUACAGCUGAAGCUGCCCCUGGCUGAGGGUCAGCAGAGUUGCAGCAGCCAGAGUGUUGAGCUACGGGCUGCUUUGCUGCGAGACAUGAGAGCUACAGGCCUCUGCAGCCUACAGCUGACCUUAUCUGGCCAGACCAGCUCUGUUGCAGUCUGUGACGAGUCAUCUGUGUCUCUUGAGUGUUUGAAUGACAAGGAAGUCACUGCACACAUCACCUUUAGGGCCAGACUCUCUGACCUGCCAAUAACAUCUCUCCCUGAUCUCCAUGACAUUGAUAUGGCACUUAGUGAGGAGAGGUUGUUAAAUGGCGUGAAGGAAUUAAUCCAAAGUGGGUCAUACCGGUCCAUCUUCCUCUAUGACCGUUCUCUCGCUCUUUCUAUUCCUCCCUCGUUUAGCUGCAUGGAUGGCUAUAAGCAGCUCCCACAAUCCACUGGGUGUGUGGUGUGUCCAGCUGGUUCUUUUUCUAGUGGUGGUGUGUGUACUUCGUGUCCGCGUGAUACAUUUCAAGCGGAAAAAGGGCAGGUCUUCUGUUCUCCCUGCCCCUCGGGAACAUCCACUGUGGCCCAGGGAGCCUUCAGUGCUUCUCAUUGUCUUACUGAGUGCCAGCAGAGUAAACUGAGUUGUACAAAGAAAGGGGAAUUCCUGUCAGCCCAGAAGGACCCCAUGUCUGGCAGAUGGUUGUGUGUCUCUUCACAGGGGGAGGAACUUUCCUGGACAUCUUCUGAUGCUCCAAUGACUGUUGAAGAGUGCAAAGUAAUGGAAAAGUUCGAGGUGGUUGCCCCUUCCUCCCUGCUGCUUAAAUCAGAGAGUGCUGAAAUACUGAGCUCUGAUUCUUCAACCCAGCCAAAGGAGAAACAGCUCAGGAAGUGUGUGCUUGAUUGUGCCCUGGAAGAUUCUUGCCAACAUGUGGCUAUUUUCAGUGAUAAAGAGAAAACUUACUGUGAACUGUAUAGCACAAGUGCGGAUAAUGUUGAAUGCAGGACCUCUGAGCAAAGCAAAGGGUUUCUGGGAAAUGAUGGCGCUGAGACGUUCCAGACUCUCAACUGUGUUCUGAAAAUAAAAGGAGAUGAACCCAAUCUGAUGGUGCUGAGAAAGAAAGGUCAUGAAUUCGGCACAGCAGGCCUGAAGAGUUUUGAGAGGCUGAGUUUCCGUAAGACUGGUUCUGGAGUGUAUCGGACGCUUGUGUUUGAUGCGCAUGGAACCACUCUGGCUGACGUCCAUCGCUUCUGCGUCAACUCUUGCAGUCGUGAGAACUGCUGUGAUGGAUUCAUCCUUAACCAGAAUGUCCUCGAUGGAGGCUUUAUCAUGUGUGGGCUCCUGAGCGCUCCUUCAGUGCUGCAGUGCAGUGAGGCAGACUGGGACGUGAGGGGCGUGGCCUCCUCCAGCCGCAUCUGUGGUGCUGGUGUCCAAUACAGCAAACCACUGAAACGUUUCACUUUCAACUUUGGAGGACAGAACUUCACCAUCACUGAUGCAGCCUUACCGGCAUCCAGCAAAAAUAAAACUGGCUACCAGGAAACUCUCUUUAGCUUCCAACGUAUCUACCUUUGGAAAGAGUCUGAUAUGAACACGCGUCCAAAAACUCCCUCUGCUUGCAGUGGAUCAGCUUUUGUAGAAGAUUCCAAAAUUACACUUUCUGACUCAGUAAAGGAGACAUUUGGUGUUCUGGAGAAUGGUGACGUAAAAGUCGACCCAGAGAGGGAACUUCCCAGUCAGCUUUACUGGAUCUUUAAACACCAAUACACUUUCCAGGAGGCACAGCUGUGGUGUCUGAAACGCUGCGGAGAAGAACAACUCUGCCACGUAUCCGACAUUCGUGAUGAAGGCCCUCUGUAUUUUGCAUGUGUAUUGUAUCCUGACACGCGUGUAUGUGGGGCGUAUGACAAACCUCUCAGGCAGGCAUGCAGUUUAGUGAUGACACAGAGUCUUCAGGCUGCAUACCAGAAGAAAGUUUCUCUGUUAGGAAGUGUGAAGAGUUUCUACAGUCGUGUUACUUUUAAGAAGAUGGUGUCCUACUCUGUACGCAGUCGAGUCAGUCUGUCCAGUAAAUCUAUCACAGAAGGGUUUUUUGAGUGUGAGAGGCGAUGUGAUGAAGAUCCAUGCUGCCGUGGCAUAGGAUAUGUCCAAGAUUCCGGUGUACCUAGAUCAGAUGUGUUGUGUCUAACUCUGAAUAGUCUGGGUAUCCAGACAUGUGGUGAGAAUGACAGUACUAACUGGAGGAUUCAGGACUGCUCUCCAUCCGAAGUGCAGACUGAAGUCUAUCCCUUCGGCUGGCAUGAAAAACCAGUAAACCAAUGGAUAAAGAAUCCCAGUGUGUGUCCACCAUUUAGUCUCCGCUCUCCCUCAAAGAACGCUGAUUUGAAGAACUGGAAGCAGUUGGAUGCCACCUCUGUCAAGGUGGAUUCAUCUGUUUCAGCUUUUGACAUUGUCCACAUAAGCAGAGAUAUAGCAGAGGAUCUGGAUAAAGUCAGAGACUGGUGUCUAUCUGCCUGUGAGGAAAGUGAGUCCUGUUCAGCUGUGUCUAUCGAAAGCAGAGAGUCAGCCAUGAGAUGUGUGAUGUAUCCAGACACACACACCUGCCUUCCUACAACCAGCGGCCAGCGCUGCUUCUUAGUCACCAAAGAGCCUGCUCAGUCUGUUUACGUCAGGACAGGUUUACAGCCAGAGUUGACUUCUGUUUCCAUUCCUGAUCACGGGACACUUCUCGGAGAGAGUGAGGUGAAACCCAUAACUGGCUCAGAUAGCAAGCGUGUAACCUAUUUCCUGGGUGUCCCUUAUGCUCGUCCACCAGUCGGAGAGCUCCGUUUCAGCCCUCCACAGCCAGCUGACUGGACCGGUAUCUGGAAUGCCACGUUUUCUCGAUCCAGCUGUCUUCAACCUGGCGAUCCCACUGACUCCACCUCCAGUGAAGACUGUCUGUACCUCAAUGUAUUUGUUGCUAGUAGUGUGGGAAAGAAUGCUCCGGUUCUGGUGUUCUUCCACAACUCUGGAUCGGGUCUCUUAGAUGGGUCUUACCUCACUGCUGUUGGCAACAUAAUUGUAGUGACAGCCAGUUUCAGGGUGGCCGCUUUCGGUUUCCUCAGUGCAGAUUCCAGUGCUCUGCCGGGGAAUUAUGGGUUGCAGGACCAGGCAGCUGCUCUGGGAUGGGUUCAGAAGAACAUUGCUCAUUUUGGAGGAGACCCCACUAAAGUCACAGCAGGGGCAGAGAGAAACGGUGCCGACAUUGCGAGUCUUCAUCUUACCUCACCGUCGGCUUCAUCACUUUUCCACCGAGCUUUGCUAAUGGGUGGAUCGGUGUUUUCUCCAGCUGUUGUAAUGAGUACAUCUAAAGCCCAGGCGCAAACUGCAUCUCUGGCUAGGGAACUUGGCUGCUCGGCCUCUGAUAUUUCACAGCUGCUGACCUGCCUAAGGAGUAAACCAGCUCAGAGCAUCAAUGCUGCCCAGACAAAGUUGUUAGCAGUGAGUGGUCCCCUGCAGGCCUGGUCACCAGUGGUUGAUGGAACUGUAGUUCGGGAAAAGCCUUCUGUGGCCCUUCUGUCCGGACGCUUCCACAAAGUUGAAUUACUUCUAGGGUCAUCAUUUGAAGACGGUCUCAUCAGCAGAGCCAAGAACAUCAAGAAUUUCGAGCAGCUUCAGGGAAGGGCUGACAGCAAGACAGCAUUUUACGCAGCCCUGUCUAACUCUCUGGGUCGAGAUGAUGCUAAUGCUUUCGUGAAGGAGGCCGCGACCUGGUUCUACUCUUUGCAACACUCCCCCACACCCUCAGGAUACAAUGUGUUCUCUCGCGCACUGGAAAAUGCUACGAGAGAUCUCUUCAUCAUCUGUCCAGCUGUGGACAUGGCUGAAUUCUGGGCAGCCAACACACGGUCCAGUGUUCACAUGUACCACCUACCUGAGGAAGCUACCUACAACAGUGUUGAUUUGUCAGUGCCGAUGGAUGUGCAGUACCUCUUUGGAGUUCAUCUUGCCUCAGAAAUGCAUGACCUCUUCAGCUCCAAAGAGAGAACGCUUACCUUGCAGAUCAUGAACUAUAUGGCAAACUUCAUAAAGUCUGGCAACCCCAACCUGCCUCUUGCAGCAUCUAGGACGUCCUUCAGUAAGUUCUUACCCCCAUGGCCUCAGUUCAUGGCUCACCUGGAUGGACGGGGCUAUAAGGAGCUGUCCUUUACACUCAGUAACCGCAAGAACCUCCAGAGUCCUCAGUGUUCCUUCUGGUCUCAAUAUGUGCCGAAUUUGAUCACCUCUACCGCCAAAUUCUCCUGUGAGACUUCAGUGGGAGAUUCUGGAGGUAUUCAAAAUCCAACCCAAGAGCCAAAGUCAAUCCCAGACGCCAGCUUCUCUCUGACUCCAAGCAAACCUAAAUCUGAGAAAGAUGCCUACAAUUAGUCUCAAAAUGUUCAGAUUUUCUUGUAAUUGCUUGUUCCAGAACCAA